Messenger RNA from Cicer arietinum (chickpea), 3262 nucleotides. RefSeq names its product glutamate receptor 3.4. Gene Ontology annotation, biological process: G protein-coupled receptor signaling pathway. The record is from RefSeq and is a predicted model, not a curated record. Gene Ontology annotation, molecular function: ligand-gated monoatomic ion channel activity; G protein-coupled receptor activity. Gene Ontology annotation, cellular component: membrane. NCBI's taxonomy places the organism in Eukaryota, Viridiplantae, Streptophyta, Magnoliopsida, Fabales, Fabaceae.
AAUUAUUUAUAUGGUUUCAGCUUUGUUUUUAUUUGGAGUUUCUAACCUUGAUUGGCUUAUAAUUGACUUACCAUAAUAAUUUAAAAACCACACAUAUUUAAAUGAAAUUAUAUAGUCUAGAUUUAUGCUCAUGGCAUACUUUUUAAAUCCAGGUUUUGGUACUUGACAGGUUUUGAGUUCUGAUGUUGGUCUAAGCUAGAAGAAAAUCUUGGCUGCAAAAAAUUGCAAGCUUUGAGAGAUUUUUCUUAAAAAUGGAGGUGAUAGGGUUAAAACGGUUAUUCCUCUUGGUUUUGUGGUUGUGGAUUCCUAAGGAAGUUGUUGGAAUGAAUGGAACUACCAUUGGAAACUCUACUGUUUCUUCAAGACUCAGUGUUGUUAAAAUUGGAGCACUGUUUACUGUUGAUUCCGUCAUUGGAAGAUCAGCUAAACCAGGAAUCGUGGCUGCUAUUGAAGAUGUUAAUGUUAAUAAGACCAUUCUCCCUGGUAUUAAAUUGGAAGUUAUUUUACAUGAUACAAAUUGCAGUGGGUUUCUUGGAACAGUGGAAGCUUUGCAGUUGAUGGAGAAUGAAGUAGUUGCAGCUAUUGGUCCACAAUCUUCAGGAAUAGCUCAUGUCAUUUCUCAUGUAGUUAAUGAACUCCAUGUACCUCUUCUUUCAUUUGGGGCAACAGACCCAACUCUAUCUUCUCUGCAGUAUCCAUAUUUCGUCCGAACCACACAAAACGACUAUUUUCAGAUGUAUGCAAUUGCAGACAUUGUUGAUUACUAUAGAUGGAGGGAAGUAAUUGCCAUUUUUGUAGAUGAUGACAAUGGAAGAAAUGGAAUAUCAGUACUGGGAGACGCGCUAUCGAAGAAACGCGCCAAGAUCUCUUACAAGGCUGCUUUAUCUCCUGGAGCCACCGAGAGUGAUAUCGGUGAUUUGUUGAAUGGUGUUAACUUAAUGGAAUCAAGGGUCUUUAUUAUUCACGUUAAUCCUGAUAGUGGUUUGGUUAUUUUUUCCAUUGCCAAGAAGCUUGGAAUGAUGACUAGUGGCUAUGUUUGGAUUGCAACAGAUUGGCUUCCUUCAACUUUGGAUUCAAUGGAGACAGUUGACAGUAACACAUUGAGUCUCCUUCAAGGUGUUGUAGCUUUAAGACAUCACACUCCUGAUACUAAUCUCAAAAAGAGUUUUUUCUCUAGGUUGAAGAACAUGAAAGGCAUGGAAACUUCAAGCUUCAACUCUUAUGCUUUAUAUGCAUAUGAUGCUGUUUGGUUAGCAGCCUAUGCUCUUGAUACUUUUAUCAAAGAAGGUGGAAACAUAUCUUUCUCAUCUGACCCUAAGUUGCUUGACACAAAAGGAAGCAUGCUGCAUUUGUCUUCGCUCCGAGUUUUUGAAGGCGGUCCGUUGUUUCUCCCCACAAUUUUUAGAAUGAACUUCACUGGUUUGAGUGGUCAGAUUCAGUUUGACGCAGAAAAGAAUCUUGUUCAUCCAUCAUAUGAUAUCCUUAACAUUGGUGAUGCGGGUUCCCGGAGGAUCGGUUAUUGGUCUAAUUACUCUGGUCUAUCAGUUUUAUCUCCAGAAAAUUUAUACAAGAAACCUCCAAACACUUCAACAAGCAAUCAAAAACUGUUUAGUGUUGUGUGGCCUGGUGAAACUACAGCUACACCAAGAGGAUGGGUUUUCCCUAACAAUGGAAGGCAACUGAGAAUAGCAGUGCCUCAUAGAAUAAGCUACUUGGAGUUUGUUUCAAAGGACAAGAAUCCACCUGGUGUUAGAGGCUAUUGCAUUGAUGUCUUUGAAGCAGCCAUAAACUUGUUGCCUUAUCCUGUUCCACGACGAUAUAUAUUAUAUGGAGAUGGUAAUAGAAAUCCCAACUACAACCAGCUUGUCAAUGAUGUUGCACUAAAUAUCUAUGAUGCAACUGUUGGAGAUAUUACAAUUGUCCCAAACAGAACAAGGAUUUUGGAUUUCACUCAACCUUUCAUGGAAUCAGGGCUGGUAGUUGUUGUCCCUGUCAAGGAGAUCAAAUCAAGUCCUUGGUCUUUCCUCAAGCCAUUCACUGCUCAAAUGUGGUGCGUGACCGGCGCCUUUUUUCUUUUUGUGGGAAUUGUUGUAUGGAUUCUUGAGCACAGGCACAAUCCAGAGUUCCGUGGUUCGCCCAAGAAGCAACUUAUGACAAUCUUUUGGUUUACUUUCUCAACAAUGUUUUUCUCACACAGAGAGAACACUGUGAGUGGUCUUGGAAGAUUUGUGCUAAUCAUAUGGCUUUUUGUGGUGUUAAUUAUCAAUUCAAGCUACACAGCAAGCUUAACAUCCAUCCUCACAGUACAGCAGCUUUCCUCACAAAUUGAAGGAAUUGAUAGCUUGAUAUCAGGUACUCAACCAAUUGGAAUUCAAGAUGGUUCAUUUGCAAGAAGGUAUCUUAUAGAUGAACUCAAUAUACAACCAUCUAGGAUAGUUACAUUGAGAGAUCCAAAGGCGUAUAUCGAUGCUCUUAUGCGUGGACCGUCAGGAGGAGGGGUUAUGGCUAUUGUUGAUGAGCUUCCUUAUAUUGAACUCUUUAUGUCUAGUACCAACUGCAAGUUCAGAACUGUUGGACAAGAGUUCACUAAAAGUGGUUGGGGAUUUGCAUUCCAAAGGGACUCUCCCCUUGCAGUUGAUAUGUCAACAGCCAUUCUCCAACUCUCAGAGAAUGGUGACCUGCAAAAGAUCCAUGACAAAUGGCUUUUAAAACACGACUGCACUGCAAAAGUUGACGACGUUGAUUCAAACGAACUGUCUCUUAAUAGCUUCUGGGGUCUCUUUCUUAUAUGUGGCAUUGCAUGUCUCCUUGCAUUGAUUGCAUUCUCUGUUAGAGUGUUCUGUCAAUACAUGAAAUUCAUACCAGUGAGUGAGGAUAUUGACCAGGAAAAUCCACCAGGAAUCCCUGGAAUCAAACCUUCAAGAAGCUUCAAAGACUUGAUUGAUUUUGUUGAUACGAGAGAAAAAGAGAUUAAGCAGAUACUUAGGGAGAAGAGUAAGAAAAGGAGACGCAACCAAAGCUUAGAUGACCAAUUUAGUCCACCCACUUAAGUAAUACUAACAAUCAUAUGUAUAUUUUUUUGUACUUGUCUCUUUUAUUUCUUAUUUUGGCUUAUACCAUAGUUACAGUAUAGACACAAAUUCGUCUAUACUGAAAUAUUUAGAUUCCUUCCUUGUUGUCUUGGAAACUAUGGUUGUAAAAUUAUUAUUUAUACAGUAUAGAAAAAAAGGCAAGCAAUCUUGGUUUACAUUUCAAGCCAACA